This is a messenger RNA of Mizuhopecten yessoensis (Yesso scallop), 9842 nucleotides long. Its product is annotated as calcium-dependent secretion activator 1-like. The record is from RefSeq and is a predicted model, not a curated record. The coding region runs from base 98 to 3913 and encodes 1271 amino acids. Gene Ontology annotation, biological process: dense core granule exocytosis; synaptic vesicle exocytosis. NCBI's taxonomy places the organism in Eukaryota, Metazoa, Mollusca, Bivalvia, Pectinida, Pectinidae. The transcript has 30 exons.
GGUAAUUUGGCAGGAAAGAGCACUUGCCCGAAUGUAAAUAAACUGUCAUCGGGAUGGUGCAGGCAGACAGAAGGGUUGUGACGCUUUGAGUGUUAAGAUGAUGUACCAAUCCUCGAGUGAAGAUGAAUCGGAGAACGAAACAAACGAGGAUGAGAUCACGGACGUUCUUAACCCCCCAAACAUUAGUGCAGAACAGCAGAGCCUGUCUACUAGCGGGCACAGUGGGGAUAACUUGCCAAGUCUCUUGCCUCAUGGCCGGUCCAACAGUAUCCGACCGUCGAGUCCCAGUCCCUCCCUCCAUAGUGACAGAACGGAAAAGGGGGCUGAUGACACUGAAAAAUUGGAAAGGGAAGAGGAAGAGAGAAAGAAAAGGCUCCAGCUAUAUGUGUUUGUGAUGAGGUGUAUAGCGUAUCCUUUCAAUGCUAAACAACCAACUGACAUGGCCAGACGACAAACGAAAGUAACAAAACAGCAACUACAAACAAUUAAGGAUAGAUUUAAUGCAUUUCUAAACGGGGAAACAAGUAUUGUCGCUGACGAAGCAUUUACAAAUGCAGUGCAAAGCUAUCACGAAGUUUUUCUAAAGAGUGACCGUGUAGCAAAUAUGGUUAAAAGUGGUGGUUGUUCUGCAAAUGAUUUUAGGGAGGUGUUUAAAAACAAUAUUGAAAAACGGGUAAGAAGUUUACCUGAAAUUGAUGGAUUAAGUAAAGAAACAGUUUUAAGCUCAUGGAUGACAAAGUUUGAUGCAAUAUUUAGAGGGGAGGAGGAUCCAAGAAAGCAGCCACAACGGAUGACAACGGCUGCAUCUGAACUGAUUUUAAGCAAGGAACAACUUUAUGAAAUGUUCCAAAAUAUUCUAAAUGUCAAAAAAUAUGAACAUCAAAUUUUAUACAACGCUUGUCAGCUGGACAGUGCAGAUGAACAAGCAUCCCAGGUACGGAGAGAACUGGAUGGGAGACUCCACCAGGUGGAGCAGAUGUCAAGGUUGAGGAAGCACCCCAAGUUUGUCGUGAAGGAGAUGGAGAGUAUGUACGUUGACGAACUCAAAUCGGCCAUCAAUCUGCUAAUGGCGAACCUGGAGAGCCUGCCAGUCAGCAAGGGCAGCACCGACUCUCGUCUACAGAAACUGAAACGCUACAACAGGACACAUCCUUCCUCACUGUCCAAGAUGGAUAUUUCUGACGACACAGAACCUGGUCUCUCCAAACUAGACGUUGUUCUGUCGUUCACGCUCGAGGUACAUGUUGUAGAGGUCAAAGGUCUCCGCUCGCUGGCCAACAGUAAGAUUGUCUACUGUACCAUGGAAGUGGAAGGAGGGGAGAAACUACAGACUGAUCAGGCUGAGGCUUCUAAACCUAGUUGGGACACCCAGGGAGACUUUACGACGACCCAUCCUCUGCCCAUUGUGAAAGUGAAGCUGUACACGGAGAGCUCGGGCAUGCUCAGUCUGGAGGACAAGGAGCUCGGCAAGGUUGUAAUCCGGCCAACAGCCAAUAGUGGACGCAUGGCGGAAUGGUACCGCAUGCAGACAAACAAGAACUGUCCCGAUGAUCUCAAGAUCAAAAUCGCUGUCAGGAUGGACAAACCGCAGAACAUGAAGCAUUGUGGGUAUUUAUAUGCUGUGGGAAAGACUGUCUGGAAGAAAUGGAAGAAGAGAUAUUUUGUUCUUGUACAGGUAUCCCAGUAUACAUUUGCUAUGUGUAGUUACCGGGAGAAAAAGCCAGACCCCACAGAGAUGAUGCAGCUCGACGGAUUUACAGUCGACUACUGUGAACCCCUCCAAGAUGUUGAAGGCGGGAGAUACUUCUUCAACACAGUAAAGGAGGGGGACAAUGUGACAUUUGCCGCAGAGGAUGAAAAUGAGCGGACACUCUGGGUACAGGCUGUGUACCGGGCCACCGGACAGACGCACAAACCUGUACCGCCUGUUGUACAGACCAACAAGAUCUCAAACACACAGAUUUCUCGUAUGCAGGGGGAUGCUGACCGUGCCAGAAAGCACGGCCUGGACGAGUUUGUGCAGGCUAACCCUUGUAUCUUUGACCACCACGAGUUGUUCACAACUCUUCAGGUCCUCACCCUAGACUAUAGACUCAACGAUGCCUACACCUGCCUGGGCUGGUUCAGUCCCGGCCAGGUGUUCGUGCUGGAUGAGUACUGUGCCAGGUACGGUGUCCGCGGCUGUCAUCGACACCUGUGUUACCUGAGCGACCUGUUGGAGAGGGCGGAGCAAGGUGUGAUGAUUGACCCCACUCUCAUACACUACAGCUUCGCUUUCUGUGCCUCACACGUCCAUGGAAAUAGACCUGAUGGAAUAGGCACUGUGCUGUUGAGAGAAAAGUCCAAGUUUGAUGAGAUCAAAGAGAGGCUGAAAAUAUUGCUGGAAAAUCAGAUCACUCACUUCCGGUACUGCUUUCCAUUCGGCAGACCAGAGGGAGCACUGAAGGCAACACUGUCUCUCCUAGAAAGGGUUCUGAUGAAGGACAUUGUUACGCCAGUGCCACCAGAAGAAGUGCGGAACGUGAUCAAGCUCUGCCUUGAGAAUGCCGCCCUGGUAAACUACACGAGAAUAUCCGAAUAUGCAAAGAUCGAAGGAAGAAAAGGAUCAGAGUCGUACAGUGACGAUGUAACGCCCAAGAAGAGGCUGGACGAUGUACUACACCUUGCGGAACUCUGUAUAGAGGUACUGCAGCAAAACGAGGAGCACCACGCUGAGCAGUUUGUCGCGGCGUUUGCAUGGUUCAGCGAUCUGCUGGUAGAACAUGCCGAGAUAUUUUGGUCGCUCUUCGCAGUAGACAUGGACGCGGCGUUGGAAAUGCAGCCUCCGGAUACAUGGGACAGCUUCCCAUUGUUUCAGUCCCUCAAUGAUUACCUCAGGAACGAUGAGAGUUUAUGCAAUGGAAAGUUCCACCUCCAUCUGAGAAACGUGUUUGCACCACAAGUGGUACGUUAUGUGGAUCUCAUGGAAUCGUCCAUAGCCCAAUCCAUACACAAGGGCUUCGAGCGCGAAAAGUGGGACCCUCAGGGAAAUGGGUGUGCUACCUCAGAGGACAUGCUGUGGAAGCUAGACGCCCUCCAGUCGUUUAUACGUGACUUACAUUGGCCCGAGGAAGUGUUCGCAGAGCACCUGGAUCAUAGGCUGAAGCUGAUGGCCGCAGACAUGAUUGAAGCUGCAGCCAAACGGACACUAAAAUCGUUCGAGGCCUGGCUGAAAAAAGGUGGGAAGGGCACGGACUACAUCGCGUACGCGGAGAUGUGUGUGAUGAUGAAUGUCAUCAUUGACUGUAAGAACAGGGCCUUACAUCUCUGUGCGUUGGAUAGUGGUGAAAACAUGCACCAGUACCACACCAAGAUUGAAGAGUUUCUGGACCGUGUACAAAUGCAGAUGGUUAAAUGUCUCAUUGAAAAGUUUCUACAGGUGAUGGAGUCAGUGUUUGCUAAGUUGGCGAGAUACGAUGAGGGCACGUUUUUCUCUUCCAUUCUGUCUCUCACGAAACCGGUGAAUGAAUUAGGGAAGUCCUAUGUAGACUUCAUGAGGGCCAAUCUUGAACAGCUUCGACAAAAGAUCGCUGAUGAACUGUUCACCCUGUCAAUUUUUGAGCAAUGGUAUACGGGUCAGAUGAAGAUGAUCUGUGAUUGGCUGACUGACCGGCUUGACCUCUCCCUCCAUGUGUACCAGCUGACCUGUGUGAUGACCAUCAAUAGGAAAUGUUUUUCUGACUUUGAGUUACAAUGUGUACCAGAAAGCACUCUGAAUACCAAGAUUUACCAGACCGUGUGUAGUAGAUUACAGGUGGAGGAAGCCACUCAGUCCGUCACUCAGCCAGAAAACAGUCGUACCGCUCGCUUCCUAGGGGGCGGGGCAGGCAGCAGUAACGCUAGCAACGCAAGUGAGGAGGAGUCUGACUACUAGACGAGAAUGUAGGGGGUGUGGUCAAGUGGGGAGGAGUCUGACUACUAGACGAUAGAUGAGAACGUAGGGGGUGUGGUCAAGUGGGGAGGAGUCUGACUACUAGGUGAGAACAUAGAGUGUGAUCAAGUUGGUGUGUCUGUUAAAACAGUAGUAACUAAUAAGGGUAUCUGAUCAAAUAGGUGUGUCUAUGUGAAAGAGGCAUUGCCCCAUAAGGGGUGUGGUCAGUUGAGCGUCUUUGUAAAAUGGGUGUAGUCUAAUCAGCAGAAUAUGGCUGGUCAUUGUUAACAACCGGCAUUGCUAUGCAAAAGAGAUGAGGUCUAGUUAAGAUGAUAUUCACUAAAAUAGGCAUUGCAUAAAAAAUGGGGUGUGGAUCCUCUCAAAAAUGUUAUCAAGUAGGCUUGUCAUGUAUAACAGUAAUGUUAGGCAACAGCUAUACUUACUAGCUAGGGCUUGGUGUGGUUUGUUAGAUACAGUCACAGUCAGAGAGGUUUUUAAUACAUGUGUCGUCAAAGAAGGAUCAUAGGUCAGAAAGAGGUCACAGGUCAGAAAGAACUUACAGGUCCGAAAUAGGUCACAGUUCAAAUAAGUGUCGCAAUUCGGGAAGGUGUCAAAAGUCAGAAAUAGGUUAUUUAGAGAUCAGAAAGAGGUCACAGUUUGGGAAGGGUCAGGAUAUGAAAUGUUCAGAUGGUUGAGGUAAUGAUAUACAGGACAGACUAAAUACCGGUAAGGCUGAGCUGUACAGAUAUAUAAUAAUAAUGAUCACAGUGUGUUGAGGUAUUACUGAAGCCAUGUUGUUAUCUCCCCUGGCUGUUUACAUAUAUACACUGUAGUACAAAUAACUAGAGAUAUCUCCAGUUCAUCUCUGCGAAGUAAACAUUCAAUAGGCUCCAUGAGAUGAUGAACCUGUUUCAUCCACAUUGCUCUGUUGAAGUAACCAGAAGUUGAAGUGUUGAAGAACAAACUGUAUUCCCAGUUAUCCAUAAAUACGGCAAUAAGGGAACAAAACGUUUUGUUUGUGAGGAAGAAAUGUCUAAAGGUCGACAGGAAAUGACCCUGUAUUGGAAUCUCAGAUAAAGUAAAACUUGCCAUUAUCUGUAGUUAUGUAUGUGUGCGUAGUUCAAUUGAAUUUUAUCACUGAUAUCAAAUACUGCUUCUCUGCAGGGCUUUACUUUUGAGCAAAAUAUAGAUUUGUGAAGUUGUUUCUGCUUACAUACAGUUGUUUUUACAUUGUCGAAUUGUUUUCUAUAAGAAAUUAUAAAAGGAUUUUUAUGAUAAUAGUUACAUAAACCUGUAUAGAAGUCUAUAAUUAUACUUAUGUAGGUAGUUCUCAAAAAUCUGUUUCCUUGAGGUAGACUCGGUGAUGUUAGUGAUCUAAAGACUACGAGUCCUGUCUCUUACAUGUGUGAUAUUGAAUCAAGUUGAGCAAAGUCUGGAGAGAUCAAAAUGACAAAUGUUUCGAAUUAUAGAUUGGUAUCAUUCUAUGAGAGUUCAGCAGAUGUCUUGAAAGAUCAAAGUCAGACAAAUGUUUAGAAUGAUAAAAUGGUAUUAUUCUAUGAGAGUUCAUUCAAUGUCUUGAGAGACUGGAGUUAACCAUGUUAAAAUCAUAUUAUUCUAUAAAUGUUACAUCUAUAAAGGAUUUUUUUUAAUCUCUCUCUCUCUUUUAAAAAUGGAUUAUAACUUGAUAUUAGACAUGCAUUUAUUCCUGUCUUCUAGAAUGGAUCUCGGAGUAUUUGUUAUAAUACUUCUACUGAUACUGGUCCUAACCUUUUCAUGCUUCAUCAUACAUUUAUCAGUAGAGGCAAAUUAAUCAGCCAGUAAAUUCUGAUGUGUAUUGAAUUACAAGUUUCUCACACACGCUUGAUUUCAUUAUCUUUCCAUAAAUGCUUGCGAGGACAUAAAUUUGCAUUUCACUUAGCGUGUAUGUCUUCCGUUACGUAAAAACAAUUGUUCAUGUGACACCUGAAAUCGUAUUCAAUGGUUAUUGCAAAUUUAUUCUAAAAUAAUAUCAUGUGAAAUAAUGUAUGUGUGAAGUAAUGUACAUUAAUAGUUCAUCUCCCAUGUUGUCAUCGGCCCUGCACGUGUAAAUAUGUAUUACUGGGUGUGUGUAGAUAACAUAGCAUUGAGUCGACUUACAGAUACAUUAUGUACAUAAACUAGCAGGCAGUCUCCACUAUCUCGAUACUUACACUCAAGUCGAAGUUUCAAUCCAAUGUGACAUGAAAUAGAGUUUUAAAUGUGUGAAUAUACAUACUGGAAAAUUUUGAGAGAAUAAAUAUUAUAUUGCUAUAUUUCAUGAUCAUAUAAUCAGAAGGACCAAAAUACAUAUGAUGAUGAAAUUCUUUAAAAAAAAAAAAAUCAUGAGAUUCUUUUGCACUAGCUAGAGAAUAAAAAAAUAACCACAAAACGGAUCUUCUGAUUUAUUUUGGACGAACCUGGAUGUCAGAUUGGAAUGAAUUUCCUCUAUGAGAUAAGUAAUUGAGUGUGAGGGGCUGUAUUAACAGUAGAGUAGACUUUGUGAUCAUGACGUUUUGUCAUUUUUGUGGUAGAGUGUUUGAGGUUUAGUCACUUUCACUGUAGAAAUUUGGCCAUGGAGUUACAUCAAGCGAUGAUUUACACUUCGUGAAUGGUAUUUGAGCUUUGUAGAAUGAGUUCUCUGAGAACAAGUUUAUGUUUUACAUGAAAAUGUUAUACCGUAAUUUAAAUGUGUUGAUAUCAAUGACAUGUAUUAUUAUGAUAUGAAUUCUCUGCCAACAAAUCCAUUCUUAGUCAACCGGAAAGUUAGAAUCUGUGUGGGCUAGGAUACACCCAGGGCAAGGGCUGCUGUAUAUAGUUGUAGACAGAUAAAGUCUACACCAUUCUCUCGGGCAGCCACUCUCUUGAGAAGUAUUUUUUCUGGGUGUAAAAAACCGCAACAACCCUGGUAGCCAAUUUCGCAGCAAGACCAGUGAAAUCUUGUGUUCCAUUUUAUGCUGGAGUACAUCCAAUGAAGAAGAAGUUGCAUGAUACAGUGUCUAAUUAUGUUACUGGUAGUCUAGAUGCUAUUUCUUUAUGUAAGUAUUUACAAAACACAGUCAUUACUAGCCGCAUCUGGUUCACACAGUGAAAUCAGCCGAGCUAGACAAGACGGCAGUUUCUGUACUAAGUAUAAUGAUCGUCUUUCCUUACGUAGUAGACAUACCUGGUAAUUCUUCCAACAGUUUCUAUAUUCUCUUUGUUACUGUAAUAGAAACAACAGGUUGUAAAAGGAAGGGCAUAUUGUUUACAACCUCAUUCCUGUAUUUAUAAUGUAAUUUUGUCAUUCCUGGUUGCAUGCUGGCCGACAGACAUUCCACACACUGAUGCACAAAUAGAAGUAUGUGAUAUAUGAUAUGCUACAUUGCAGUGGAUCUGCUGAUCAACCACUUUCCAGGAUUUUUUUCCAAUUAACUGGUGAUCAGCUGGAUUGUCAGAUUAAAAGAUUGGCUGGUGUGAUCCUAGAACAAAGGCUGAUUAGUGAGAACUGCAGACCUAUAGCAACGCUGUUGAUUAGUUGUGUGCAGGUUUCAGAUUUGAGUUGCGUAUCCAGUAUAUUGUGAUCUUUGUAUAAAAUCUGUCCAAAAUUGAAUAGAUCUGGUUUUAAUUUUUCAUGAUCUUUUUAAAGAAUAAAAAUGUUCUGAUAGGAAAAGUUGUGUUGUACAUGUUUAUAUAAACUGACAUUUUGCUUUUGAUGUAAAUGAAAGAAAACCCUCUGAUAGAGAUGGUAGGAAAAUAUACAUUUAAAUGUAAAGAUUUUUCUAUUCAUUUAUCUUUUUUCAUAAACAAUUGAACAUGCGUAGGAAAUGCAACUUUCACGAUUUUUGGUAUUCUUUAGGAAAAUCUGUGAGAGAGAAAAACAAAGUUGAAUUUCAGGAGACAUUAUGUAGCUAUAGUACGAAAGUGAAACACAUCCCACUAACUUGUAGGUGAAAUGAACUAGGACAACACUUGUACCUAACACAAAAUGCUGGAAUUCAUCUCCUAUCGUUGAGCAUUUCAUAUAAUAUUGAUAUAAGAUUGAUCACAUUUUCACAAGGUACCUACAUACUUGUUUGACGAUAGAUAAUUUGAUAUUUGAAUAUUGUUAUAUUCAUCUUAUAGCUUUACAAGAAAUGUGUUACACAUAGAAAGAAAUACAUUCCAUUAUUAUAAGGUAUAUGUUUUAUUUAUUUUCGUUUAUUAUAAAACAAAAACAUGUACUUGACAUUUAAGAAUCAUGUGAGCUCAUCUAAUGGCUGUGUCUGUCGGAGUUAACUUUUUUUUUUAUAAUUUUAAUCAAAGCAUUUAAAAAAAAUUCUAUAUUUACUACGAUCACUUAGAUCGUAUUUAGAAAACAUAGCUAGCAAUACAGGUCCUUUGGAUCUCUUGUUAAUUGUAUAAAUAAAUACAUGUUUAUUCUGUUUAUAGCCAGUAUUUAUUUACAUGUAUAUUGAAUUGCUGAACAAAUAUGCUAUAAUUUGUUGUAUAUUUAAUGUGUUAUAUUCCGUUAAAUGGCAAAGAGCGUUCUUUCAGCCUAUUCUGUUUUUUUAUAAUUUUAAUUGUAUUACUAUAUAAAUAUAGAGUAUAAUUUAAGUGUAUGGACCAAGAGGAAUGAUCUUUUGAGGAGAAUGAAAGCUUCACGGUGACUUUUAGGGAGAUACAGGGUUAUGUUGUAGGUUAAUUCUUGCAGUGAUCUUAAUUUCGUCUUCUAAAUUCUGUACACUCUGUGUGCCAGUGUGCGCAAAAUUGUUGAUACAUGUAGUUACAUUCCUCAAAUGUUUGUAAAUUAAUUUCAAUAACUGUAUGACUAUAUUGAAGUUCUCAUCUCCAUUAAAAAAAUCAUUCAUAUGAAACUACACCUGUGCAUUUAUUGAACAAUUACGCAAACAAAAGGUUUCUCAAUGCUUCGAUUCUCUGUUAUGUUGUUGCACACAGAUUUUGACUAAUAUUGCAUUUUUGGACAUUUUUGCUUAAGAUUUUAAUUGGCAUUAAUAGCGAGCAGCAUUUAUAUUUCUUGUUACAGCAUGUUUUAUUUUUUUUCUGUUUACUAAUGGUUGUUUCACAUUAUAUUUUUAUUUAUUGAUAUUUUUUACUUCUACAAAUGAAAUCCAAAUACAUGUUGAUGAUUAUAUGAGAUUACAUUUUAAUCCCAAUGUUAGAUUCUUUAUUAAUUUAUUGCGUAAUUUCCCCAUGAUUAACAUAAUUAACAAAUGUUGACAAUUUUAUUUCUUUAUGCACUUGUAACUGAAUAGAAUAGCACGUGUGUGGCACAAAGUAGUUACAGUGUUGUCACAAUAUAACGUACACCUGUACAGGAUCACAAUCAUUCUGAAAAAUGGGAGAUAUAUAUGUUUAUGUGCCGAAGAUCUCAAAUGAUUUGAAACUCUUCUGAAAUUUCUUAGUUGUUUAGUUAUUAUUACGUCGCCUAAAUAAAAUAUCAAAUGUGGCAGUUGGUUAUAGAGAAAUCUGUGAAACGUUUGUAUGGUACAUAAAUUAAGACAAGAAAUAUAAGCAAGCAAGAUUUUCGGUUCCGAAAUUGCACUUUCCACCCAAAGUUUUAUUUGGUCCGACAUAUUGUAAGCAGCUGCGAUAUCAUUCACCCUUUCAUCGCUGUAGACCACAAUGGACUCGUCCAUAUCAAUGCAUGGCAGAGUCUACUCUGGGGUUGAAAGGGUUGAGGAUUCACUCCGGAGGAAACAUUCCGAUACUAAUGUUACUUUUGAUGUUCAUAUUGGACUUGUUUUGGGAAUAAAUUGAAAAAAGAAUUGUGAAAAUUACGGAAAACAGUGCUGGGUUGACUUUGUUUACUACUACAAAAUUAUGCAAAUUCAUCGUAAUUAUUCAUCGUACAUAUAAUAUAUACAUAUAAUUGUGCAAUAUUCGCUGUUUUCAUUGUUAUGGUGCAAAGUUAUGUGUACAAAUAAACUAACUCUUC